Messenger RNA from Petromyzon marinus (sea lamprey), 5586 nucleotides. RefSeq names its product HD domain containing 2 (gene HDDC2). Gene Ontology annotation, molecular function: 5'-deoxynucleotidase activity. The record is from RefSeq and is a predicted model, not a curated record. Gene Ontology annotation, cellular component: cytoplasm. NCBI's taxonomy places the organism in Eukaryota, Metazoa, Chordata, Hyperoartia, Petromyzontiformes, Petromyzontidae.
GGAAGUGUCGUCACGUCGCUCCCCGACAUGACGUCACUACUGUAAGGAGACAAGUCCGCCUUGGCUAACGCGGAUCCCACCUCCCCCAUUCAUUGCGCUCGUAACUCGGCGGGGGGAAAAGAGAAAAAAAACCUCGCGUACGUGCGUGGCACCAGCCUCGUUGGCACUGCCGGCCGGAGUUGGCGGGGGCGCCAGCGUGUCUCUCGUGUCGCCGUCGCAGCAGCUCGAGAUGGCGUCAGGAGCCACGCGGAUGCAGAAGCUCUUCGAGUUCAUCAAAGUUGUCGGGCAGCUGAAGAACGUCAAACGGACUGGAUGGAUCUACAGAAGGGUGCCAGACCCAGAAAGUGUGGCUGACCACAUGUACAGGAUGGCCAUUUUGGCUUUCCUCAUUCGUGAUGAGUGUCUCAACAAGGACAAAUGCAUGAAGCUGGCUCUGGUGCAUGACAUGGCAGAGUCGAUUGUGGGGGACAUUGCACCAGCUGAUAACGUCAGCAAGGAGGAAAAACAUCGCAGAGAAGAGGAUGCCAUGAAACACAUUUCAACCUUGGUAGAUGAAGAAAUUGGAAAGGAACUUUAUAGCUUGUGGGAGGAGUACGAAUAUCAGAGGUCUGCGGAGGCCAAGCUCGUGAAGGACCUGGAUCGAUUUGAGAUGAUCUUUCAGGCGUACGAGUAUGAGCAGACUCACCAUCGUCCGGGAGAGCUCCAGGAUUUUUACAACUCCACAGAAGGGAAGUUCCAGCACCCGGAGAUGGUUGAGUGGGACGGCGCCUUGAGAGCCUUGAGAAGCACGGGCGAGCAGCACGGCGCGGAGGGACAAUCGGCGGCGGGAGCGACGGCCACCCAGCCGCAGUGUUCCAGGGCGGGCCUCGGAUUGCGGACAGAGCCUGAGGGGCAGACCGACCAGCCCAGCCCUCCGUACCGGUCCACGCGCAACUGAGCGUGCGGCACUUUUGCACCGGUCGUUUAAGAAGCAUGCACAGCCACCGCCAGGCUCGCCUCGGCUCGCACAAGAGUUCCGGGGUGGUUGACUUGUAAGCCGAUUCGCAGCAGCUCACGUUAAUGCCACGUUCACGAGCCAGCCCCGUUGAUAUUGUGGGACCAAUUCGUGGCUGGUCUGCAGAGCGUGACGUCACAGUGGGAUUGGCUCGUGAAAUGCGUUUAAGGACGGUGUUCACAUGCCUCGGGUCAACAGUCCUCACAUCUGCUAUCGCUCGGAUGCCAUUCCAUUCCGGCAUUCCUUGUCUGCUAUUUACCUCGGCCGAUAUGUAUAUUGUUAGGCGUUUUCCACGUUUGUGAUCAAUAGACAUUGAGAGCUGGAUUAAAGGUGGCUUCUGAAGGAAAUAGUUUGAAGAAUACGCGAUCCUCAUUAAAGUUAGACCUUUAAACUUCUUUCAUUGCACACAAUGUGUUAUUUUACAAAAAAAGGCAAAAUGUGGUACUGAACAUUAUUUUAAUUUAUUUUAUCCUAUGAUAACUAGUGGGUAUACAGUUGCUGUGAUAUUGAGGCUAGCUAAACAAUGCAAAAUUGUGUAUCUUAUAGUUUUUUUCAUGACCACCCCCCCCCCCUCUGCACACUUGGGGUUGUGCAGUUGUUGUGAAUGGCUAGAAAAAAAACCUGCUCCAUUCCAUUUUCACUGCAAUAGUGAACAAUGCAUGUCAACGCUAUGGGAGGUAUUUAAGUAUAUUCGUUGAACAUUUUCACAAUUGUAUUCAGAAUGAAGCAACAUCGUAAUUACACUUCACACCUUACAAACUUUGGUUUCAUUUUGUAGACAUAUAUACACAGCUUUAAUUGGCGACUAAGCAGUGCCACUUAAUGCCAGGUGUUUUGUGGAAAACAGACGGCCCCUUGUGUUCUAAAAUCCCCCUACACUGUGAUGUGUGGUCGAUGGUGUUAAUGUUUAUUGCACUGAUGUACUGUGACUUUCAUUGCACACUAUUUGCCACACUUGACUUGGUUUGCGUGGUAGUAAAACACAAGAUGUAUUUUUUUUUCUCUCGGCUGAAUGGAGACUUGGUGUUUCGUGUCCGGUCUGUAUUCACCGUAGGUUUUCAUCGAGCAAACUUAACAAAAACGUGUGGCCAGCAAAUGCUAAGUGUUCAAAAAAAGAAAAGAGACUUGGCUUUAAGCGCUGCUGUAAUCGCUUUGGCAAAGUGUGAAACGUCAGCUCUCAAUCCUGAAUAGUGUACUCCUUUUGCUGUAGUUCGUACACAGUGCUUGUAUAUAUGUAUCUAAAAUGCCAAAAGUCACUUUGUGUCUUACACAAGGUAUGCUGUCACAACAAGUUAAUAGUAAAUAAAUUGAAUUGCGGAGCUAAUAUAUGUUGUACACCGGCUAUUUACAUAUAUGUUUGAAUGUGGUAAGAAUUUAAUUGAGAUUACACAAUACGAAUUUUUUUUAAAUGAAGAAACAUUGUUACUUUUAGUAACAGUAUUGAUUAUUUAUUUUCUGUCGGUUGUUGCUUUCAGCGGGUUUUAGUUUUUUUUUGUUUUACCGGUGUUGCCGUUCAAGUAACCCUGCACGAUUCGCUGCAAGAGUGAUAGUUUAUAGGUUCUUCCUGGCAGCCUGUGCCCACUGACAUUGAAAAACAAAUAUAUUUAACUGGAGUAAGUAAUCUACUUUUAAAAUAACAUGUUUAGACAAUUGGGAGGUAGGCAGAGUACAAAACCACAGCCCGACCUGCAACAUUUUCACCUAAAUGGGGGGUGGGGGGGGUGACGUGGGAUAGCGGUACAGCGUUUGCCACUUGCUGCAGAGGUUCACAAUUCGAAUCCAGAUGCUGCCCUGAUUAAUACUGUGGGUGUAUGAACCGCAAAAAUGCGCCAUCUGGUUCACACAGUGGACGUUAAGGAUACCAUGAUGCCAUUCGCAAGACUUGGACAAUCAUGUGCAGUGGCAGUCAAAACUUGGCAAAUUCGAAAUUUAUCCACAAAUUAUUCAAUUCGGAUUACACACAGAAAUUGUCACCCCCUACUCGCAGACUAGCGUAAUAGGUGCGAUCAGAAACGAAACCUUUUCAUAGAAUGUUUCUUUCAGAUUCGCGUAUAAUCUGAAUUAAGUGAAUGUUCACGUAUAAUCCACCCACUAAUAUUUGUAGUACAGUUAUCACUGCGUACACAGUUCUUAAAAUACUGUGUUUCGAAAACGUUACCUUCAUAUAUUUAUUUUAAAAAAGCAAGUAUUUUUAAGUAAUGUGCUGAAAACUAAUGGUGUGAGAUUAAGCAUUGUUAAGAAAAUUUUAUUUUGGAAAUUGUGUGGUGCGCUUAUGUAAAGUUAAUGAGAAAGCGUAUUCAACAGUGUUUUAAUAGCUCCGUAUUAUAUUAGGUAAAUACAUCCAUUCGUAUGCCAAUCGUGACCAAACAACGGAGCAAUAAUAAAAUUGUGGUGUGUGGACAUUAAUACAUUUAGUCUUGCUCAAACUAUGUAUUAAAAGUGUGAAGGUCUACAUUCCUUGUUGCUAAAAUUUCAUGUUCUUACUCUGCAUUAAAACCACUACUUACAUUACCAUACUCGGUGAUAUAAUUACACAUUCUUAAAUAAACCUAGCAUAUAUAAAAAAUAUUAGAAGUAAAUAAACGUUAGGUAUCAAAUUGUUAAUUAAACGGUGCACAUUGUGUUCAUGAAACGUAUAUUAAGGAGGAGUCAGUUAACGGUGUAGUUUAAUAUUUCCGCGCAAUGCAUAAUUACGUUGCUGCCAUGCAUGGGUUUGUAUUUUCUGUUUUAAAAGUUUAGUAAAAAAAAUUCUCCCAAAAUCUUGUAAUCUUUUUAAUUUGUAUUGAAUGUGGAAAAGCUGUUUUUGUCGUGUAAAAUGGAAUUGGAAGCGUUAAAUCGACGUGGCACGUUUCACCAAUUUUUUCGGUGUGUUGAACCUCUGCAGAAGGGGUUGCAAGCUUUUGCAUUAUUAUUUUGUGUUGCAGCAAAAAACAAUGAAUGUGCUUGGCGGAGGUAUUGGGCCGGCAUAAACACCAGGUCUUUUGGGAGCCUGUUUGAUAUGCUACACGAUAAACCAGGGCAUGCUUUACAGUAAAUUCCUAUUCACCUGUUAGACCUUAUAAUUAAUUGAGGUAUUUUCGUAAUGAGAGGUCUGAUUAAGACCGAGGAGGAGGGGAUGAGGUGAAUUUGGGUCGGCGUUUAAUGCAUGAAAAUGUACCACAAACUCUCACCCCGCGUGAUCUUUUAACGCCAAUUUGAAACAUUUCCCAGGUGUUGGCUAAAGCUGCUUGUGAAUCGGCCCCAUUGUACAAGUUGGGGGUCUGCCUUGUGUUUCCGUUGCUGCUCAUGGGUCCUGCCAGGGGACAUCAGUUUAACGUUAAUUCCCUCAUCCUUUGUAUGUCAAGGUUGGGCUUCGUUUGACAAACUACCACGCAAGUCCCGCACAUGAGUUGUGCAGCUUUGAUCGGGGUGAUCCGUUAUGGGUCAGUGUUGGUUACGUGACUGACUUGUGAACAUCUCCGGCUGUAACUUGAUAAUCUCGCAGCUAACUCCGUGCAAAAGUGUUCGAGAAGUCCGUGGCAUUGAGCUACUAGAAGUUGUACUUAGAGACGAUGUGCAUAAGGUUAAAAACAUCGAAUUAUGUGUGGGCUACAAAUUAGUGACGUAAAUAAAGCGCUCGUUUCAAGCAGUCGUGACGUUUGCACAUUUUAAACACGUGUGCAGUAGUUGGGAUGCGCAGUACGUUCACAGUGAUGUGGUUAGUCACAAUGUGAGAACAUGUUUAGCUUUAGUUCAUGCAGUGGCAACGUAGAAACUCAACUCAUCUGUGAAUGGCUAUAUUUCGUUUUUCCAACAUUUUUACUUGGCAGGGAAAGAGCAGGUAUUAGCAUUCAGGCCUGACUUGACCUGUUGCUGAUACUAUCAGCCAAGCCAGGCAAUCAACACCUCCGAUUAGCAUGGUUGGCUUCGUACAGUGCGAAAGAAGUUCAAUACACAGUUUGUACAAUAGAGUUUAAGCAAAUAUAAAACCUUGUUCUGAUUAUAGUUGACAAUUGGGACUGCAUGAACUGCCAAAGUUGUUAAUUCUAAGUGAAAAUAUAGGUUUAAAAAAAUGUCCUGUACUUGAUUUUCAACAUUUAAAUAAUUCGCUCCUUUUGCUUACAACUAUCUGCUGAUUUGCAUGCAAUUUGCAUGUGAUUCACUCUUGGAAGGUUUGCCCCGGGUGUGUGCCCUUGAAUAAACAGCGUUGGUUAAUUGAUUAUAUGGUAAGGAGCUGAAUGACCACUGGGUAGUGCAAAAGAGCAUGCAUUGACUUGGCUAAUACGUUAGUGAUGUUCGGUAUUGCAUCGAUCUUGUGCAGACCGGGAAAAGGCUACUUUGUGGUAUAAUUGUACCACCUGGAUCUCCUUAUGAUUAUUAACAAGGUGCCUUUGUAUUGUUUUCUUUAGAAAAGGUACAACUGCUUUACCGCACAAGCAUGUUCUACUCUUAAGUAAAGACUUUAGCUGCAGUGUGUGUUGCACGCACACGUCGCUCAAUUAUGUAUCUUAAAAAGGCGAAUAACUUUCAGACUUUGUUACAGUGCUUGUGCGAAUAUAUGUGGUUGGGUUUCUCAUGUUGUAAAAGUUUGCGAAUAAACAUGCAUGGUUGUA